AUGAAAAUUAGCCACGAGAGGGUUGAAACCCUCACUGAGAAGUACCAUCAAGAACUUGACAAGAAUUAUGGGUGCAUUCUGAACCUAAACCAUCAUGAUUGCCAAUUUGAUGUUAAGAAUAUCAAGGAUUCUGUUCUGUUUGCCCAACAUUUCAUUCAGAGUAUUCUGAAGUUGAUCAAAAACAUAAGAAGCCAGAAAGAUGUUCUUAGCAUCCAUUACCAAGACAGGAUAGCAGAGAUUGAAGAGCUAUUUACUCAAAUUGAUAACAAAAUUGGAAAAUUAAGCUAUAACCUAUGUUCCAGAAAAUUUAUGAAUCUCAACUCGUUUCAAAAUAAACUUCCUUCAAAUUUCACCAGCAAAGAAGAAGCCUCCAAAGAUGCUAUAUCUUGUAAAAAAUACUCUGAAGAUGAUAAUACUAAGUGAUCUGACAGGGUUAUAUACUGGGAUAGCUCUGACACCUCUUCUGAAAAAUAUUUCACAUCAAGUCAGGAAUCUGAGGUUCAAGAAUCUAAACUAGAUUUAAAUUUUAACCCAAAUAAAAACUUAAUUGACCAAUGUAAAGGAGCAAGAUUCAAUGAAACUAAUAUACAUGAAGAAACUAUCAACUUAGCACAUGUAGGAGUGGCAAUGAACUCUUGAGCCAAAGUCCUUCUAAAAAUCCAUAUUGCAGCAGAGAGGCUAUGACACACUCCUAACUCAUACGAUUUUAUUGAACUGUUGUACAGAUCAGAGUUCCUAAAGUGUAUGAAUACCUUAUUUGAAGAGAUCACUACAAUGAGCUCCAAUGACAAAUUCAAAUAAAUCAGAAAGCAUAGAUAGUAUUACUUUUGUCAGAAUUCCAAUUAACCCAGAAGCUUACAUGAUGAGAUUUACCUACUUUAACAAACUCCUUGAGUACUGAAUUGGAGUAAUGAGCAAGACUAUCGACUCUGGAGGAUGGGUAUAUCAAACUUUAAAAUUGCUCUAUUUCGGUGCAUCAUUCUUAGCCUCUCCUUCAAAGCGAAAGCAAGCUUUUAGAGAAUUAAUGAUCUCAGACAACACAGAAUUAAUGAUCAACAUUGUUCGUCUUCAUAACCAUAAACUAUCUGAUAUUUUCCAUUAUUUCAUUAACCCAAGGAUAGAAUUUCAUCGUAAAAUUUACAUCAAAAAGCAAAAGAAUCCCGAGGUUGAUCUUGAGCUCAGCCUAAAAAAUUUCUUAGCUGGGAAGCCUCCUUGAAUAAACAAGACCACUAAUGGAUUUUCAUACACAAAAAAGGAAGAUUCAAUGAUGAUCAGAAUCAUCUCUCCCUUCAGGUUACAUAAUUUUACUUCAAUUGAAGAGGCUAAGCAGGGAAAACCCUUUCAGAAAAAUAAGGUUCAAGAAUGCCCAGCAAUUCUGAUCCAUAUUCAUGGAGGAGGGUUCAUUUGACAAGGAUCUGCUCAGCACCAAACAUACCUCAGAAAUUGGUCAAACAACAACAACAUGCCAGUUUUCAUGCUAGAAUACACUCUUUCUCCUGAAUCAAAGUAUCCAGGUCCCCAACACGAAUGCUGGGAGCAAUAUAAAUGGAUCAUCACCAAUAUCGAUACCUCAUGCGGCCUCAGGCCCAAAAAGAUCCUCCUCUCCGGUGACUCUGCCGGAGGAAACCUGUGCACAUCCCUCACCAGCCUCUGAAUCGCCCAAAACUUCCCCAAACCCACAUCCAUAUUCCUAUGCUACCCUGCUCUCUGCAUCUCUCCGACCUAUUUCACGCCUUCCAGGAUCUACACGUUCGAUGACAUGCUUUCAGUAGUACUAAAUCAUCUCCUUGUUCAAACCUCACUUCGACAUUACUGUCCAAAACCAACAGAUAGUGCAUUACUGUCUCCCUUGUUGACUUCCUCAGAAAUCCUGAAGGAGUUCCCUCCGACUAAGAUUUUCACUGCAGGAAUAGACCCUCUGCAUGCAGACGGAGUUGACUUUGCCAAGAGAUUAGUCAAUUUAGGGGUCCAUGGAGUUGAGCUAGAGCAUAAUAAACUAUUACCGCAUGGAUUUUUGACCUUCACAAUAGCACCAUUUAUAUGGCAGGAAUGCAGAAGAGCAAGCCAAGGCAUCUCCGAUUCGAUCACAAGGGUGAUUCAACAGAAUUUUUAG
Molecule: messenger RNA, 2113 nt
Organism: Moneuplotes crassus
Lineage: Eukaryota; Ciliophora; Spirotrichea; Euplotida; Euplotidae
Source: the annotation of a GenBank genome assembly